Molecule: messenger RNA, 2970 nt
Organism: Medioppia subpectinata
Lineage: Eukaryota; Metazoa; Arthropoda; Arachnida; Sarcoptiformes; Oppiidae
Source: the annotation of a GenBank genome assembly
AUGAGUGUAUUUGUGUCCACUUUUGUGGAUCAGAGCUGUGGUGAUGGGAAACGACACGCGGAGCCGAACCUGCAGUUCGUGUCGGAGCCGACCUCUCAGUACGUGUCGCCCGACGGCGGACGCGCUGUCUUCAAGUGUACGGCAACGCCGACCAGCGCUGGGAUCCGAUGGCUCAACGCUGGGAUGCCUUUAUUUCAGGACUCGUUGGCCGGUCUGAAGAUAUAUCGCCACAAACUGGUCCUAAAACUGCCAAAAAUGUCUAAACAUAGCGACAAUACCAGCGAUUCGUUGGCCAAUGAAUCCAUUCAUUUGACACAAUUGUACUCAAGAGGAGAGUUCCAGUGUCUCGCGCACCACAAGAAUCGGGCCAUCAUUAGUCAAACGGCGAAAUUAAUAUUAGCAGAGCUUAAGCCCUUCGGGCGCAGAGACAAUGUGAGUGUUGCGGUCAUCGCCGGUAACACAGCUGUGAUACCCUGUCAGACACCAUACAGUGUCCCGAACGCCGUCACAGAAUUCGUGGUCAAUUCAACACUCAUUGACAAAACCAGAGAGAGGUAUCGUUUGAUGCCAUCCGGAGAUUUGCAAAUAUUGAAUGUCCGCGAAUCAGACGCUGGUGUCUACAGAUGUGUCGCUCACAACCCAUUUCUGGCCCAACGAACAUAUGCCACACAUUUCGUGGAGCUGUCGGUUCAUCGCCAGCCCAGACAUCAUCACAACCAACACAACUCUCAUUACAAUCCCUCCCAUCACUCCCAUCGCAAUCAUAACUCUCAUUCUGUCAAGUUUUCUGUGAGCCCUAAAUCACAUAUCAGUGCCGUUACGGGCAGUAAUGUGACCUUCGAGUGCGCGGCCGCCGGCUCUCCCACUCCGGCCAUCACGUGGAAGAAGUCUGACGGACAUCUGCCCAAAGGCCGAGCCAUUCAAGACGCCGGCAAUCUUAUACUGGUUAACGUGAGGCGAGGCGAUGACGGCACCUAUGUCUGUAUGGCCUCCAAUGCAUCGCCCAAUACUGCCGUCUCCGCCAACUCUGUCCUCGAAAUCCAAGAAAUACCACAAUUUGUUAGAAAGACAGCGAUUGACGAGAAAGAGGUGAUGGAAGGGCAGGAGAUUGUGUUGGAGUGCAGUACCAAAGGCAAGCCGCGACCAGUUGUCGAUUGGUUCCACAAUGGCGUUCAGAUCACACCAGAAAUAUCCAAUAAGAAUGGGAUCGUAAUUAAAGGAACCGAUGGAUCAAAGCUGUCGAUAGUGAACGCCAAAAGUGAUUUGCAUUCAGGAAUGUAUCAGUGCUUCGCCACCAAUGAGUUGGGAUCCACUUAUGCCAUGACUGUUGUCAAUGUGCUUACGUUAAGUCAAAGCCAAACCGAAUCUAAUCAUAACGUAAAGGAAGUGGACAUCAAUGAGAACGAAGACGACUCGAAUCCCAUUGAGAACAGCGCCGACACUGAACUCAUCGAUGAAGAGGACGACCUCUUUAGUAGAGCUCCGAGUAGUCGACGAAAUAAUAAGAAUAAAGGCGUGAAAAUGGUUCCGCCGACCAAACCAGAGGUGACUCGACUGAGUGAGGACUCGGUUAUGGUUCGGUGGGAUGUGCCGCACAACGACGGACUGCCCAUCAGGUUCUUCAAAGUCCAAUACCGGGAAAUGACGGCCAAAGGCAGCGAUUGGAAUACAGUGGACGACGACAUCGCACCCCAUAUACUCUCUUACGCUGUCAACGGACUGACCACUGGAGCCAAAUAUCGGUUCCGAAUCGCAGCCGUCUAUUCAAACAAUGACAACAAAUUGGGUCCAAACUCUAUUAAAUUCACACUCUUUAAGGAUCCGCCGAUGAAGAAGCCACUCAACGGACCGGUUAUUAUUCACGCCGAACCGGUCAGUCCGUCCGCAAUCACUAUGAAAUGGGAUUACUAUGACAUCGACUCCGUGGCCAUCGAGGGAUUCUUCAUUUACUAUCGCGCGUCCAUAUCUGCCGGCGAUUACUUAAAAGUGACCGCAAUUGGCGCUAAUACCAGAUCUCAUAUAAUCACUCAUUUAUUGCCGGACACCACGUAUGACAUUAAGAUGCAGUGCUUUAACGUCGCGGGCACUUCAGACUUCUCUAAUAUAUUUAUGGUUAAGACUCAGUCCAGCCCUGAGAUCGCCAAAGACAAGGGCCAUAAGAAGGACCACUCGGACAACAACAUCAACGGUGCCAUCGAUCCCGUGAAGGGCGAUAAAGACAAGACAUUAUAUACUGUUAUAUUUAUCACUGCGGGCGCACUCGUCCUCGUGUUUGUUGUGUGUAUAGUGUUGUGUGUUAUGCGACACAAACCGCAGACAAUCCGCCAAAACGGGUCGGCAGGCAAACUGCCCAAAGAGAAACACCCGAAAGCGGGCGCAAACAAUCACAACCAUAUGUUUAGUCACAGCAAUCACAACAUCUUUAACCAUCACAGGUCUAACGGCCACAUCUCCAACACACUGAUGGCCGCCGCGUCCAACGGCUAUCUCUCACGAUCGACACUAAUAGACCGGAUGGACGGCGAGUAUCCGCACCAGAUUAGCAUUCGGGUCAAUCCGUUCUGCGAGAUAUCCAACGGCGGCUCAACACUCAACCGAAACAACACAAUGAACGGCAGCUUUCGGUCGAAGAGCGUCUCUCAGCAUCAGUUGGCCUCAAACAACAACUCUGUGGCCGAAACGCCGCUAUCGUUGAACACAAUGGAGAGGCGGAAACUGAAACGAAUGGACGAACACUACCCGAACUCGACGCUCACUCACAGCAAUUCCCGACUCAAUCAUCACAACCACAGCACGAGUUUUACGCGUCUCAACGGCACACUCGAGCGGAAGCGCAGGAGUCGGACAGACCUACUGAACGCCUCCGAUAAGGACAACACCAACGACUCCAUAAUUACGACCACAAAGUGUAAUGGUAUGCAAAACGCGGCCACUAAUGGCACUCUUGUGAUAAUGCAAAGUUCGUGCUAA